AUGAGCAGAACCCUCCUCCGCUCCCUCCUGGAGCUCCGAGCAACAGCCACCACCACCCGGCCUACCACCUCCCAGCUCCUCCGACCAUUCCUCGUCCGGCACCUUCACCAAACCCCCUCCCAAAUCGACCCCCUCCCCCAACAAACCCAACCACAACAACCCCCACCAUCACCAAACCAACCCCCCGCCGUCUCCCCCAUCCCCCGCUGCGGCGGCGCACCAAGAACCACCUCCCCCGCCACCCCAGAAACCCUCUCCCUCCUCCCCCUCCUCGCUCACCAGCCAGGCAAAAAGUACCUCCAGCUCUACAUCCAAGGCCAAGCCUACCUCGUCACGCCCGGGGACCAGAUCCGCCUCCCCUUCAAGAUGCCCGGUGUCGCCCCCGGGGACAUCCUCCGGCUUAACCGAGCUACCGCCAUCGGCUCAAGGGAUUUUACUCUGAAAGGUCAGCCGUACGUAGACGAGAACCUGUUUGAGUGCCGGGCUGUGGUGGAGGGGACGGAGGCGGAGCCGAUGCGCCUCAAGAUCAAGAAGAAGCAGAGGUGCAGGAGGACAAAGACUGUGAGGAGCAAGCACAAAUAUACUGUUCUGAGGGUUAGCGAGGUGAGAAUUAAGCUGCCGGGGCAGGAGGAGGAGGUAUAG
Molecule: messenger RNA, 642 nt
Organism: Podospora pseudopauciseta
Lineage: Eukaryota; Fungi; Ascomycota; Sordariomycetes; Sordariales; Podosporaceae
Exons: 1
Coding region: 1-642 (213 amino acids)
Cellular component (GO): mitochondrial large ribosomal subunit; ribosome
Molecular function (GO): structural constituent of ribosome
Source: RefSeq, a predicted model, not a curated record